AUGUAUGAGUCCAAGAUAAAUUUCACUCUGGAUACGAUUUGUCCUUGGACAUACUUGGCCAAGCGAAGGCUUGAUGCUGCUCUCCGAAUGAUCCAACAAGACCCCGAAGCAGCCAACACAACCCUAUCAAACCUCUCCUCCCUGGACCCCUCAGAAAUGAAAUCCCUCCACGCACCGCACACAUCUCCAGUCACAGACCAUAGCGGCAAAGUAACCUUCACAAUAACCUACCUCCCCUACCUCCUCUACCCAGACGCCCCCACCGAAGGCCGCUCCAAACGCGACUGGUACCGCGCCUCCCGCUACGGCGACACCGACGAGAAAUGGACGUCCUACAUGAUGAUCAUGACGCAGCACGGCAACGACGCGGGGAUUGAUUUUGAUUUCGGCGGGACAAUAGCGAAUACGCUGCCUGCGCAUCGGGUGUUGCAGUAUUUCCAGACGAAGAAGGGGGAGGCAGUGGCGGAUAAAUUGGUGGUUGCGUUGUAUAGGAUGUACUUUGAGGAGGCGAGAAGUCCGAGUGCGAGAGAGACGUUGAUGGCGGCGUGUAAGGAAGCGGGGAUUGAGGAGGGAGAGGCGGAGAGGGUGGUUGGUGAUGAGGAUGUAGGGUUGGAUGAGGUGAAGGAGUCGAUUAUGGAGCAGAAGGGGAAUGGUGUUGAUGCUGUGCCGGUUGUGGUUGUUGAGGGGGCGAGGAAAGAUGUUACUGUUACAGGUGCGCAGCCUGUUAAGGAUUAUGUUAAGGCGUUGAGGGAGAUUAUUAACCUUCCUGAACUUACAAGCAAGUCGGCACAACACAUUAAGAUGGCGGCAGAUGAGAUAAUGGCAGAAGAACCUCGCCAUAUCCCAAGGGGAGUGAUGUUGGGGGAGAACACAUCUAGCACUAAGGAUGAGGUCGACAUGGCGUCAAUAGGCUCAGAUUUGGCUGCCGACUUCGACGAAUCCAAAUGCAAUGAGCCUCCAGACUCCCAGAUACUUGAUACCAGUCCUAAGUCUGAUUCGAGGUACGUAGGCAUCAACUCGAAGACUUUCAAACUAGGAGGAGAUCCAGCCGGACCAGCCUGUCCACGAAAACCAGAAAGUCCAAAGACCAGCCCCCAUUCGAAGAAAGCGACGAGACCUUCCAACCAGACCUCUCCCCUCUUCAAAGACGGCAUCAAGUUAAAAUAUCAGCCUCCAGGAGAAGAUUCGGUAUUCUUGUCCUAUCACAACGGUAGCCUCUGUAAGAAAGGCAAAGAGAUUCCGAAAACAUCCUAUAUCAAGCCGAAGAAGAAGGAGUAUAAGGUACAGAAAGGUCCAGAGAUGGAAGCUGGCCAGAAGUUAUUAGGGUACUGGGUUCCUCAAAUUGAAGAGGGCGCACGACGCAUGAAGGAUAGGAUGGUCGAGUAG
Glarea lozoyensis ATCC 20868 is the source of this 1386-nucleotide messenger RNA. RefSeq names its product Thioredoxin-like protein. The transcript has 5 exons. Gene Ontology annotation, molecular function: oxidoreductase activity. The record is from RefSeq and is a predicted model, not a curated record. NCBI's taxonomy places the organism in Eukaryota, Fungi, Ascomycota, Leotiomycetes, Helotiales, Helotiaceae. Bases 1 to 1386 code for a protein of 461 amino acids.